GUCGGUCUGGGUCCGUAUGGAACAGCUUCUGGGUCCGUACCCGGACCGCGGUCCGCCUGUUAGUGACCGCUGCUCUAAACGCUUCCUAUAGCUUCCAAUGAGAGUCUGGAUUCUGGAUGAAGGGCUGUUGCAACUCUGAAAUCACCAAUUCUACUAUCCAGAAGUGAUUUCCAGGCUUUUGACUCACGUCGUCUAAUUGUGCCCAUAUAGUGGUGCCUGAGGAAUGGCAAUUCCAGCCUCCCAUGAGUUCUACUGGCAGAGUCUGGCUCAGCUGUCUAGUGGGCGUGUUUAUCACACUCUAGUGGAGGCCAGGGGCCAGCUAUAUGUGAUGGGGGGCUAUGAUGAGACUGGGCACCCCACAAGUGCCCUGGAGCUCUACUGUCCUGAGACAGACCAAUGGGUCAAUCUGCCCCCUAUGCCCACACCUCGGGCAGGGGCUGCUGUGGCUGUCCUUGGGAAGCAGCUGUUGGUGGUGGGGGGUGUUGGGAAAGACCAGUGCCCUCUGAAGACAGUGGAAAUAUACAACACAGAAGAGGGAAGGUGGAAGAAAAGAAGUUCACUGAGAGAAGCAGCAAUGGGCAUAUCCAUCAUAGUGAAAGAUGGCAGAGCAUUUGCUGUGGGUGGGAUGGGAGCAGAUCUCCUCCCCCAAAGUCACCUUCAGCAGUAUGACCUUCAAAAAGAUGUGUGGGCCGUCCUCCCUCUCAUGCCCACUCCUCGCUAUGACACCAAUGCCCAUCUGCGGGGAUCCAAGAUAUAUGUGUCAGGGGGACGUCAGAAUAAAAGAUGUGUGAAAGCCUAUGAGGUCUUUGAUUUUGAGACUCGCUCCUGGACAACACUUCCAAGUUUGCCUUGCAAAAGAUCCUACUCAGGAGUGGUGUGGGAUGAAAUGGGACGACUCUACUGGCUGGGAGGACUCCGGCAAGGGGGUUCCCACCAAAGUUCUAAAUUCACCAAGAACAUCAAUAUCUUUGACACAAAUAAAGGUCUAUGGUUGAAGUCAGAAGACACAGCGUCCAUGAAGACCAAGCGGGCAGACUUUGCAUCUGCCUCCCUGCAUGGAAGGGUCAUUGUUGCAGGAGGAUUAGGGAAUCAUCCCUCUGUACUGGAUUCAGUGGAGGCUUUCCACCCAGAGAAGAAGAAAUGGGAGCGAGUUGCUCCCAUGUCUGUGCCUCGCUGUUCAGCUUCCAGCAUUGUAAUUCGAGACCACCUCCUGGUGGUUGGUGGUGUUAACCAAACCCCCAGCUCUGCCAAUGAGAUUCUGUAUGUAAAGGAAAAUGUGCUUCUUUAACUAAGCGCCACAUUGCUUUCUCCAGUCUACUUGAAAUAAAAGUUAUGUCUGUUUUGAAUCCUGACAGCACUGGCAAUAGGAAAUGUUCAAAAUUGUUAUGUGUCCUGCAUCACCAUAACACAAAACAUAGGUUACUAACAACAUUAGUGUCUUUUCUGAGCCAAGAGUUUCUGUGCCAUAAACACUAUGGCCAUAAUCAAGAGUCGUUCACACAUAGGUAUUACUCAUGGGGGGGCACUGGUCAGUUGAACAUUCAAAAUGAUGUUUGUCCUGCCCAGAAUUUUCUGGGAUUUUGCUUUUAAAAAUACGAAUGAAUUUGUCUGGGGAAUUUUGUUCUCAUCCAACCUACUUUCCAAGGAGGAAAAGUUUUAGCCAAUGAUUUCAUUUGCAUACGCGCAAACAUCUAUGGCAACAUAUAUCAAUGACCCAGAGCAAGCUGUGUUGAAAGGGAUUAUGAGGAUAGAGACAUGGUUGGUUCUGGAUUGGAUCAGCUGGAGGGAUGCUACAGUAUGUUAUGACCAGAAAGCAGACAGGAGGCAGACCCCGUAAUGCUGGAGAACAGGCGCUUUAUUAAGUAGCCAGAUGCAGAGAAAGCCAAGUCAGAAAUCCAAAUUCGUGGUUGGGACAGAAGCAGGAGGUCAAAAGCCAGGGACGUCAGUCCUACAGACAGGCACAGGACGAGACGACGAAGGGGAAGGUGGAACGAUGGUGAUGGGUCGGGAGCACAGGACAGGACAGGCAGGCAGGUGGGAGUGGGCAGGCAGGCAGGGAGACAAGCAGGCAGGACGCAGCAGGCAGGGCAAGCAGGGAAGACAAAAGACAGAAUAACGCUUGGUAAUGUUCCUAAUCAUGGCAACAAUACUUUGCAAUGUUUGCAAGGAAUCAUCCGCUUUAAGAAGUGGAGCUAACGAGAGGAAAUUGCCUGCAGCUGUUAUGUCCUCCCCCCGUGUGGCCUUGACACGCUAAGAGGGAUGGUCUAAAUACUAUGCUGCCGUGAUUGAUUGUUUUACUGUUAGCCAACUGCUGAUGCUCUGGGCAUUUGAAAAAGUCACACAUGGCAGCUGUAUUUUGUACAUACUUUGGUUUGAAUAACCAUAAUAAUAACUAAGUCCUACCUCUGGCAUGGAAACAAUAGACUGAAAACCUGUAUUGCAAUAUCAAGGAUGCUCUAACAAUCUACUUGCAGAAUAUUUCCCUUAGAAAUUGAAGGAAACACUGUCAUGAUUGCCCAUGAUUCAGUUCACAAUCAUAAACAGAAUUUUGACAUAUGGAUCAAUUGCUAAGUUGCUUGUUUAGUGUUUUGUCAAACUGCUUCGUUGCUGAUGGCUAGUCUGAAUAAGUUUCAAAAACCUUUGAAUUGUGAUUUCACACCCCUGACUGAAAACACAAAGUGCUUAAUGUCUCCAAAGGGUAUCAGUUUUCAUGUCAGGGGAAACACCAUUAUCCACUGGAUAGUAGUAGGCUAUAUAUUACAUAUCUGUAAUGAUUUAAGGUCAACAAGUGGGCUUAAAAUAAAAUCAUCUGUACAGAUGCCAUGAUAGCUACAGCGUCCUCCACAAUUAUUGGCACCCCUUGUAACGAUUUGUAAAAAGGGUUAGAAAAAAUCUACCUUUCAGUGAAGUAGCUUCAUCUCACACUAAAAAAAUAAAAUACAUUUAUUCAAAGAAAAUUAAAUUCUUUGUCAAGAAAUAAUUACUUUCAAUAAAAACACAUGUGCCACGAUUAUUGGCACACCUGGGAAUUACAGUGAACACAAUUUAAUGAAGCAUGUUUCCCCUGUAUAUUGUACAUCUUUGAGUUGAUUGGAGUGAAAAGGAACCUUCAAAUUGUCAUCCAUGACUUCCUAAUUAACUGGGGUACAACAUGAGGUGACACAGAUCCCAAAUUCAUCCAUCUACAUGGCAAAGAUAAGAGAACGUACAAACCAAAUGAGAUAAAAGUUCAGGUCACUAGCAAAACACUUGUCGUAAAAACAGUAUCAGUAAAAACCGACUGAUACAUUGGUAUGUGACUUCGCUUCAUUAAUGAGCUCAGGGAACAACCAUCCAGCUGCCACCCUCGUGGUAAUGUUCCAAAGAUUUUCUGGUCAACAUAACCUUUAUAGGGGUACAUUCAUAGUUCGCGCCCCAGUCCACUGAACCAGAUCAAACUGGUUAGAGUAGGGUGUGCACUUUGUAACACACAUAUGCCUUAUGCAGUUUGCAUCUUUCAAACAUGUAUACUUCACGUGAUCAGCAUGCUGCAGGCCUGGGGCACGUGAGGGGAUGUCUAUGCUUUUGCAUGGCCUUUGUGGUGUUCCUGCCAUGUAUGCUAUGUGCGCUCGAUGCUCAUGCCUUUGUCCCCAGUCUGCAUUUCUUGUCAAUUCUAACAAGUAGUAUGCUCCAAAACAUGAGUGCAACACUCAAACCUCAAUUCUCGUGUCAGCUGUCUGUCACCCAGGCGUUCUUGCAAUAACAUAUUAAAAAUAUGUUCCAAAAUCAGUUUAUCUAAAAGCUACUUAAGAAAAAUAUAUUCUCUGUUCAAUUUUCUAUCACACACUAGUCCACACUUGGGCAUGCGCAGUAGCCAUUCUGAUACAUGCCCGUUAGGAGGUCUGGCUCUUUUCAGCAGGGCAGAGCUGAGCAGGAGCGGCUGAAGAUUCAGCUCUCCCCGACGGGAGUUGUCUUUUUCUUAUUUGCUACCAAGAAUUGGCUCUUAAAGCCUGCUCGUUCGCGAAAGACGCGUUACUACAUGACAGUAGAGAAGCCCAAGUUUGUGGAAGACAUCAGCUCAAGCUGUUUUGGCGGAAUUAACUUCGCUGCAGCAUUUUACAGGUUAAUUUGGUGAGUGUUUUGUAAUAUUUACUUUCUUCAUUUAGUAAUUCAAUGCCAAUUUGAGUUUUGUUCAAUUUUGGCUAACGAAUUACCAUGUUUAAUGAACUAUCGCUAACUAGAUAUCUGGCCAUUCUAGCUUAGGCUAACUUAGGUAACGUUCAUUGCUAACACUGUUCCAGUAGUUCUGACGUUAGUCCUUAUAUUUAUGUUGGUUAUAGAUACACUAGGCACCAAAUGCAAAGUUAACUGACCUGCUCAGUCUGUAUCAAACUGUGCAUAAAACUAAAAUUCUGUAAGCUGAAUCGUUUUAGCAAGCAAAGCACGUGAAGUGCAGUAAAUGGAAUUAAACGAAAUUGUCAUUCUACAAAAGAUGAAUGUUUCCAAUUUGACGGCAGAGAUUGUCGGCGAGGCGCUCUCAGUACAGAGCAUGGUGGACCGAUGGCCAGCACUCUUCACUGAAAGCCAGGCGUGUUUUGAAUUCAUCAGAAUAACAAGCAAAAACCUUUAGGAAGAUUUCUUCAUGAAGCUGGACCAGCUUGUGCCACCUUUUUGCAACUGUUCAAGACAAGAAAAGGGGUUGUUGGACAGAAGCUAACUGAAGUCAUGCAGAACAUCAACUGGACAUCAGAUGUGACAUCACAGUGCACCCUUGUCCUUAAAGGAACUCCAAUUAUACUCGGGGACAAUUCCAACGAGUUCUACAAGACAGCCUUUGAUACAGUGACAGAUGAGGCCAUUGCAUCGAUGACUGUUGGUGUGCUCACUGUUAUACAUUUUAUACCAAUGCAUGUUUACUGUUGCAUUUAAAAUAAAUGAUGAGAUGCAUA
This is a messenger RNA of Paramormyrops kingsleyae, 4928 nucleotides long. The record is from RefSeq and is a predicted model, not a curated record. Lineage: Eukaryota; Metazoa; Chordata; Actinopteri; Osteoglossiformes; Mormyridae.